This is a messenger RNA of Alosa sapidissima (American shad), 3541 nucleotides long. RefSeq names its product zinc finger protein 865-like. Gene Ontology annotation, molecular function: RNA polymerase II cis-regulatory region sequence-specific DNA binding; DNA-binding transcription factor activity. Gene Ontology annotation, biological process: regulation of transcription by RNA polymerase II. The record is from RefSeq and is a predicted model, not a curated record. The coding region runs from base 1296 to 3434 and encodes 712 amino acids. The transcript has 3 exons. NCBI's taxonomy places the organism in Eukaryota, Metazoa, Chordata, Actinopteri, Clupeiformes, Clupeidae.
ACGGCCAAUGUUAAGUGAGCACACGUCAUUCACCCCUUACCAAAAAUUAACAUAGACCGUCCAAAACAAUUUGGCCGACAAAAAUGCAACAAUUCAUCGGUCGAAAUGGAAACCGUUAGCUACGUCAAAAUAGCCUAGUAAAUCUGUGUAUCGUGAGGUCCUGGUGAAGAUUAACGACAGAUUGCCUCUUUUCAGUGCAGCGCUACAUCAUUGAAAAUGGUCUCUUGCUAAGCAGCUAACUGGCUAGCUGGCUAGUUGGCUGAGACGAAAACAGCACGCAGAGAAUGGCAGAUGAGCGAGUGGGUGAGGGGGGAGCACAACAGGCCUCGUUCAUCUCGCCCUGGCUCAAAAUUGGACACAUAGAAUUUGCCAACUGCAUGAUUGAACGAGGCAUUCAGAAGAUGUAAUAAUUAUUCGAAAUCCCUCUCUCCCCCUCUUGGUUGACUGUCUCACGUUCCAAGCUGCGAAUCGACUUCCUUUUUGCUAUCGAAGAUUCUUCGUUUCAUGAAGUGAGGGACAACGUGAGGGGGAAAGUGUGGAAAUCCACAGUCUUUUGGGAUUGGGGAACAUGCAAUAGAAGUGAAAACAUUUUUAAACUGAUAUAAUAUCCUGGCAGAUCCUAAUCUACACCUGUCAACAUCACACUACUUUAAAGCAAACAGUGCUGAAUUCUAUAUUAUGUGAUUAUAAAUGUGCUGCAGAAUUGAAGAUUUACCUGAGAAGGUGGUCCACAUAAAAUUAUUAUAAAUUGUCCUGCUCAACAUCUAAAAAGGGACCUCGGCACAUUAAAGCAUGAAAUGCUAAGUGUCAUGCAAAAGACUUUCUUAAGAAGAAAUAGUCAACGUGCAAUUUCCAUGCAUGGACAAAUCAGAGAUGCACAGCAAAGCUGUGAUACCUUGUCAGGCAAACACUUUGAUUACACAUUGCCAAUAUAGAUUGUGAUGUGAUACUUCUGAAGCACUUAAAAAGGACUGUUAUACAUGUCCAACAAAAUAAUGGUAUUUAAUUGAAAAAAAAACUGAUAAUACAAGAAACAAAUUAAGUAUCACUUCCUCACUUAAACCAUCUUUCCCUGCCUCUCUUGAAAAGAGGGUAGGUCAAAAGUGAAGAAUUGUCAUUUGUUCUGAAGAUUUUGUUGAAAUGUUCAAAUCAGAAGCUUUUUGCAGCAGUUAAAGCAGCAUUUUCUUGAAGUGAGAUUGCUCCAGCUGUAAAUCUGUUUUGUGGGUGGAGUCCUUGUCGCCGCUCCAGGAGCUGGUGGUGUGCCUUUUGCACCUCCAUGUCCCCGUGAGUGGGAGAUGUUCCAGUUUGGAAAAUACAACUUGGACAUCAUAGAGAUGCUGAGUGGACACCAGGCUCAUCAGUUCAAAGGCCUUGGAUUAGAGCGACAGCUACAGCAUCAACAGCAAGUACAACUUCAUCAGCACCAGCUACAGCAACAGCAACAGCAGCAGGCAGAAUCAUCCGGAGCACUUCUGUCAGGACUGGGCCUGGGACCUCUUCAGGGGUCCCGGAGCAACGCCUUCACUGAUUCCACGUCCAUUUUUGCCAAAAUGAGUGCCCCUCCCCCACCUUUGCAACAACAGUCUCUGUCUUCAUCCUCGCAAAGUUCUCGAAAAUCUAGCAAAAUGUCUGGUAGUAGCAGCAGUGGAUACCCUCAGUUUUUACGAUCAUUUCACCCAUCUGAUGCAGCUCUUGCCCAGGAGCAACUGCAUCCUGGAGUGGGUCGCUUUGAACACUUUGGAGGCAGUGGCAGCAGUGGAAGUGUUGGCGGGCUCGGAGGAUUGGUGUCUUCCGGACCCCCACCCCCUCCCCCAUUGCAUCCUGGACUCUCUGUUCCCCAAGCGUCACCAGGGCCAUCUUCUUCUUCUCCAUCUCCGUCAAGCUCAGUAGCAACCUCCAACAACCCCCCCAGCAGCAGUGCAGUCACAUCUUUAGGGCACCAGUUGGUCGGAGCCCAGUCUGACGCCCGCAGCCUUCAUCAGCAGUUCAGCUGUAUGCUAGCCGCCAAUCAAUACUUUCUCUCUGGUGUUCCAGCAAAUGCCAGCUUGGAGCAGUUCUUGGUACAACAAGGCAGCCAUAACCACCUUGGUCUUGCUGGUGAUUCAGGCUCUGGCCUCGCACCUCCUCCUGCUCUUCAUUCCUCACAUUCUCACUCCACCCCUCCACAGCAGCAGCAGCCGCCCCAACAGCAGCAGUUGCCCCCUCAUACUCUGUCACACCCUCACUCCCACCCCCAUCACCCUCUUCAUUCAAGCUCCCAGCCUUCAUCACUAGGUAGUUUUGACUUUCAAGGUAUCCCAGUCCUGUCCUCAAACCAGCUAGCUUCUCUCAUGCAGCAAGAAGCAGGUCUUCCUCUCCCAUUGCCUCUUCAUCUCUCUCUCUCCAAGGACGAUGGAAAAGGGGACAGUGGGGGAGGGAGUGGACAUAGUGGUGGAGGUAGGAGAAAGAAAGCUAUGGCAGGAUACAUGCCACAAAGAAAAUCUGAAAGCAGCAACAACAGUAGCAGCAGUAACAGCCACGGUGCUUCAAAUCCUAAUUCAAGUAGUACUGGUUCCGGCGGACUCAGUCAGAGCUCAUCUUCAGGCCUUGUGGGUGGAGGUGGAGGAAUUGGGAUGUCAGGUCAUGGGCAGCCCCCCUCUCUCCUUUCUUCCUCGUCAUCGUCUGUGGUGUCAUCGUCUUCCUCUUCCGCACCCUCAUCAACCUCAGCAUCUGUGUUGGUGACGAAUGGCUCACACCUUUCCAAGCCUAACAGUCAUGGAACCAUGGGGCCUCCUCCUCAGCCUGAACCUGAGCCCAUCUACCAUUGCGGUGAAUGUGGCAAAACUUUUACACAUCUUUCAAGCCUGCGAAGACAUCUGCGCUGUCAUGAAUUGACCACUGCAGGUACAGCCGGCACCAGAAGUAAUAAUCCGAACCCUGUACAGCACCCUGCCGAACGGAGUGUUCCGCACUCAAGUCAGCCAUCAAGUUCAGCUGCUGCCGCCGCCGCCGCUGCUGCUGCUGCUGCCGCUGCCGCUGCCUCAUCCUCCUGCCCAAGUCCUGACAAGACUUUCCACUGCUCCGAGUGUGGGAAAGGAUUCAAGAAAAAGGGGCAUCUCAUUCAGCAUGGCGUCAUACAUUCAGGAGCAAAGCCGUUCGCCUGCUCCACUUGCACUCGUGCUUUCAACCGCCGAGAGUCUCUGACACGCCACGAGAAGAUCCAUGAAGAGAAACCGUUUCGCUGCCCCGCAUGCGGACGCUGUUUCCGAGAGAGCACCUCUCUGUUGAACCACGCCGCCUCUGGCACGUGUGGAAAACCAGGGAGGCCUGCCAGACCACGGAGUCCUGGAAUCGGCGGUGCCAUGGGUGGUAAAAGCAGUAAGAGUGGCACAGCCAUUGACGGAGGGAUGGGUAUCAGUGGUGUAGGUAAAUGCUGGGGUGGGGGAGAGGUGUGAAGCCUUGGAAAAUUGGCAAGUAAAAGACAAAAUAUAGUCUUGAAUUUUUUUAUUGGUCUGGCUUGUCUUUUUUUUUUUUUUUCUUGUGUUAAAAAAUAUCCAUAGAU